This is a messenger RNA of Pneumocystis carinii B80, 2270 nucleotides long. RefSeq lists its product as hypothetical. The transcript is spliced from 6 exons. Lineage: Eukaryota; Fungi; Ascomycota; Pneumocystomycetes; Pneumocystales; Pneumocystaceae. Gene Ontology annotation, cellular component: Golgi apparatus; endoplasmic reticulum. The coding region runs from base 37 to 2226 and encodes 729 amino acids. The record is from RefSeq and is a predicted model, not a curated record.
UUAAGGAAAAAAUAAUAUUUUAAAAAAAAUUUUAUCAUGUGGAGUGAUUUCUUAAAAAAGACUAUUAAUAAUGUAGAACAAUUCAAAUAUGAUGCAAAAGGUUUAUCAAAUAGUUUAUCAUCUGCUUUGGAAAAAUCACCGACAAAAUCACAUCAUAACAGCCCAAGGAAGCUAAUGCAGGAUAGACUUGUGGAAAUCGUCUCAAGUGUUCAAAAUUCUGGACGUUUUUUAGAAAGUCAAUCUCUUAUACAAGAAAAGUUAGAUGUUAUGAGUACUUACUUACAUUCUAUUGGAUUGAGCCAGAAAAAAAAAGAAAAGAAAACUGAAUGGUGUCCAGUUUAUGAAACAGAUGAAAUUACAGAAAAUCGGUGUUCUCUUGUAUUUCCGGCAUCUAUGCCAAAUACUAUUAAAAAGGAAGAGAUUAAUAAUGUAGAUUUAAAAAAAACAGGAAAAAAAAGUUAUAUAAAUACAGGAGAAAGUUCUGUAUCAUCUAAUGAAUUUGUUGGUUUAGAUAUUAUAUCUCUAAAACAUGCAAUAGAUGAAAAAGAUAAAAAAAUACAAAUUUUAUUAGAAGAAGGGGAAGAACUGUCCAAAAAAGAGUUAAAACAUCUUUCAAUUAUUAGAAGUCUUCGUUCUAAAAUAGAAAAGAGUGAAAAGGACGCCAAUGAAAUGAAAAAUAAGACUAAAAAAAUGGAAUCAGAACUAAUAGAUUUAAAGAAAAAGCUAAAAAAUGUAUCAGAAAAUAAUAAAUUACUUUCGAAUCGGUUAAAAGGGAUGUCUGGGAUUGAAAAAGAAUUAGAUCUUCUGAAAAUAGAACAAAUCCGGCUUGAGAAUGAGAAAAAUAAUGAAUUAAAAAACCUGGAAGAUACAACAAUAGCUAUAAAAAAAACAAUGAGUCGUCAACAUUUAGAAGAGCUAGAAAUUGAAAAGUCGAAAUCAUGUUCUUUACUUGAUAAAUUAAAUGAAGCAAAUAUUAAUUUAUCUUUACUAGAAGAAAAAAGCAAAUCAGAAAUUAAUUCUUUAUAUUCUCUUUUAGAAAAUGAAAGAAAAGAUUUUUUUUCUAAAGAGAAAGCUUAUAUUGAAGAAAUAUCUGUUUUAGAAGGAAAAAUUGAAACUUUAAGAUACGAACUAGAAGAAGUAUCUCAUAAUGCGAAUUCUAGUCUUCAUGCUAAUUUGUUACAACAAAACGAAUCAUUACAGACUCAGUAUUUUACUGCUUUUCAAAAUUGGAAUGAGGAAAAAAGCGAUAUGUUAACUAAAAAUGCACUUUUGCAGGAAGAAAAUGAAAAGUAUCUUAAAAUUAUAAACGAAGAAACAUUAAAGUUAAAGAAUAUGAAUGAGAAAAUGGAAAAAUUAGAAAUGACACUAUUUGAUAAUGAAAAUAUUCUUAAAGAUACAAAAUUAUUAAAUGAAAGCCUUGCAAAAAAAGUUUUUAAUCUUGAAGAAACUAUUGUUAAAAUAAAUUCUACCUAUAAAAAUGAAUUGAAGGAGUUAAAAUUAUCAUUUGAAACUCAAUAUAAAGCAGAGGAAAAACCUAAAUUAAUUGACGACGAAAUACCAUUAGUCAAUAAUAAUUUUGAUUUACAAUAUAAAGGUCAUAAUAUUUCAGAGCACAAUGAACUGAAUUCAUCUAUUCUUUCAAAUUCCAUGAAUGAUAUUUCCUAUCAAAGGAGACAUUCUAGCGACUUAAUUAUACAAAAUAUAUCGCCUCAUUUACCGACCAGUUCUGAAAAUUAUAAAAAUGAUAACAAAAAUGAUAACAAUUCUGAUGCUUAUUUUGAUAAUGAAUCCGUUCAAUCUGUUCCUGCAUUACCUAAUCCUCAUUUAUUAAAUUUUUCUGAUAAUGAUACUUUUAUGUCUAAAGUCGGACCAAAUAUUAACAUAAUAUUACAACUUAGUUUAUCAAUUCAAAAACUUAAAAGCCAGUUAUCUAUGAAACGUGAUGAAAUUAAUCAAAUAAUCCAGCAAAGAGAUGAUGCAAGAAAUGAAUGUGUUCAAUUGAUGAUUCAAGUUGAAAAAAAUAAAGAAUUAAAUAAUAAAAUACACAUUUUAGAGGAUAAAUUGAAAGAAUUAAAUGAACGCCAUGAAAAAUGUUUAGAACUCCUUGGAGAAAAAACUGAGAAAGAAGAAGAAUUAAAACAUGAUAUUGCUGAUAUGAAAAAAUUAUAUACUCAACAAAUAGAAGAACUUAUUGCAAAAUUCAAACAUUCUCAAGAACUAAAAUGAAUCUUUAUUGUUUCAAUAAAAUAUAAUAUUAAAUAGCUAAAAUA